AUGGUGAACGCCCCCGCGCCGUCCAACGAUCCCGCCGCGUCGGUAAGCGCCCCACCUCUGCGUCCCUGGCCUCGAUUUGAUCUCCUCGCUCCCCGUCUGCGUGUCGUGUCACCAGCUUUGCUUGAUUCGCCGGAGCAGGGAGCCGCGCCGCCGUCGAGGCGCCCUCUGGAGGAGAUCGUCGUGAUGUCGAGGUUUCUGCAGUUGGGGAAGAGCGGCAGAAAAAUUGCUGAGGCUGUAUUGGUCAACUCGAAGCCCGGCAGUUCAGGUGCGCAGAACAUUGGGUCGAGCUUUGCGGCCGGUUUGGCCCAUAAGAGCAGGGCAUUCUUGCACCAGGGAGUCCACAAUGCACCGGGCACCUCGCACAUGCUCGGACGAGCAAAGGAGAGCGUAUACUGGAGCCCUGGUGCAAGAAACUUUUCUGUUCUCUCGUCAUGUAGCCGGAAUGCAUCUCACAGCCAGCUUGCUUGGAAGCAACUCAUGGAAAAGGGUUCUCGUGUGCCAAAAGCAUCUCCGCUCUUAAGCAGAGCUGCUUGUGCCGUUACCCUGACUGCCACUAGAUAUAAGUUAGUUCCUUACCUCGUCGCUUUUGUAGCUGGAGAGUUGAUGCUAGGUGAGAAGACUUAUGCAGAUGGCGACUACCUCCCAAUACGAGAGAAUAUUUACUCGCGAGCUCAGGACAGCCGUAUUUAUGUCACCACAUUGAUAUUCUCAGCAGUAGAGAUGGUUAUCAUAAUCCUCAGAUCAAUAUAUCUGGCUUUCUUGUUUACUCCCAGUAUACUGAUGGCACCAUUUGCAGAUACUCUUGGCAGUAAAUAUAGGAAAACAUGGCUCCGUCUUGUGCAUCGUACUUUAGAGCAGGCAGGUCCUGCAUUUAUUAAAUGGGGCCAGUGGGCGGCGACACGUCCUGAUCUAUUUGCAAACGACCUGUGUACCGAGUUGUCAAAGCUACACACAAAAGCACCAGCUCACAGCUAUGCAUAUACCAAGAAAACCGUCGAGAAGGCUUUUGGUCGAAAGUUAUCUGAAAUUUUUGAGAAUUUUGAAGAAGAGCCUGUAGCGUCUGGAAGUGUUGCUCAAGUGCACCGGGCUGCUUUGAAAUUCCGACAUCCUGGCCAAAAGACGCCAAAGAUUAUAACAGUUGCAGUUAAAGUAAGACAUCCUGGUGUAGGAGACUCAAUACGGAGAGAUUUCAGUAUAAUUAAUGCGGUAGCUAAAGCUUCAAGAUAUAUUCCAGCGUUAAAUUGGCUACGGCUAGAUGAGAGUGUGCAACAGUUUGCCGUCUUCAUGAUGUCUCAAGUUGACCUUGCAAGGGAAGCUGCUCAUUUGAGCCGGUUUAUCUACAACUUCCGCAGGUGGAAAGAUGUGUCAUUUCCGAAACCUCUUUAUCCAUUUGUUCAUCCUGCUGUCUUGGUCGAGACUUACGAGCUUGGGGAGAGUGUCUCACACUAUGUGGAUGACCAUGAUGGAGAGGAACGAGUUAAAAGUGCUCUUGCACAUAUUGGCACUCAUGCACUCUUGAAAAUGCUACUGGUUGAUAAUUUUGUCCAUGCAGACAUGCACCCUGGAAAUAUCCUGGUCCGCAUUGCACAACCAAGAAAUCCGAAUAACACCCUUUUGAAGUCAAGGCCGCAUGUGGUAUUCCUCGAUGUAGGAAUGACUGCUGAACUUUCAAGUAAUGACCGUUUGAAUUUGCUGGAGUUUUUCAAGGCUGUUGCACGUCGAGAUGGUCGUACAGCAGCAGAGAGUACGCUAAAGUUGUCAAAACAGCAGAACUGCCCAAAUCCAAAAGUUUUUAUAGAGGAAGUUGAGCGAGCAUUUUCCUUCUGGGGUACCCCUGAAGGUGAUGUUAUACACCCUGCUGAUUGUAUGCACCAGUUGCUCGAGCAAGUCCGACGUCAUAAAGUAAACAUUGAUGGCAAUGUUUGCACUGUUAUGGUGACUACAUUAGUUCUUGAGGGCUGGCAGCGCAAGUUGGAUCCAGACUACAAUGUGAUGAAAACACUACAAACGUUACUUUUCAAGGAAGACUGGGCCAAGUCUCUUCAGUACACAAUCGAAGGGCUUAUGGCACCUUAG
This is a messenger RNA of Triticum turgidum subsp. durum (durum wheat), 2076 nucleotides long. The record is from the annotation of a GenBank genome assembly. Lineage: Eukaryota; Viridiplantae; Streptophyta; Magnoliopsida; Poales; Poaceae.